AUGUACGCCCUCCAACGUUUACUCUACGGGUUCCCUGAACCUGUUCCGCACGAACGCAGUAAGCCCGUCGAGGUGCUUUGCUUGGGCUUACCACGCACCGGAACCGAGUCAUUGAGUGUGGCCUUGCGAACUCUGGGUCUACAAACAUACCAUGGCUGGGACCUGGUCUUCGAGCCAGAUGGCAGCAAGUUGCAACACUGUACUGAGCUAGUGCGGCGGAAAUACAACGGUGCUCGGGAUGGCGACGUGCAGAUUACCAGCGCGGAGUUUGAUAUUCUCAUCGGGGAUAGCCAGGCUGUCGUUGACUCCUUAUGCAUUUUAUUUGCUCCCGAGCUGCUCGCCGCCUACCCAGAUGCCAAGGUGGUUCUCAAUCUGCGUCCCGAUAUGGACGCCUGGUACCGCAGCAUCAACAAAACCAUCGUCCAAGGGAUUGAUCAAUCAUGGACGGUAUGGGCGAUGCAGUGGUUCUCCCCGGAGCUUCAUUGGCUGUGCAGUCUUUACUUAAGAGAUGGAUAUCCAGGCAUAUUUCACAGCACUACCACCAAAGACGGUAUCGAGCGCAACGCCAAGUGGGUGUACCGCGACCACUGUAACAUGGUUCGGGGCAUGGUGCCUAAGGAUAAUUUGCUUGAGUGGUCGGUCGAAGAUGGCUGGGAGCCGCUUUGCAAGUUUCUCGGCAAGCCUGUUCCCGACGAGCCCUUCCCCCGGACCAAUACCCCGGGUAGUUACACCGAGCGCGCAAAUAAGCUACUCAAAAAGCGCUUCCUUCGAUGCCUGCGCAACUUCACUCUCACCGCCGUGACUUUGGGCGGUAUUACUAGUGCCAUUGUGAUGUGGUGGCAGGGACGGAUCCCAGAGAUAAGGAGGCUGCACGCUCUUCUCGGUGGAUUCAAUAACAUGAAAUAG
Molecule: messenger RNA, 906 nt
Organism: Penicillium coprophilum
Lineage: Eukaryota; Fungi; Ascomycota; Eurotiomycetes; Eurotiales; Aspergillaceae
Product: sulfotransferase family protein
Exons: 2
Coding region: 1-906 (301 amino acids)
Source: RefSeq, a predicted model, not a curated record